GGAGAUGUGGCGUGUGCUUGCUCCGAUGUCGUUGCGGUCGGCAAGUCCCGGGGACUGCACGCUCACCUGAGCGAAAAAGUACUGUAUGAGCAAGUCGAGUCGGAUUUUGCGGCCGAGAUUGACCGACUAGAAGACACCAGAGAGAACAAGCAAUAAGUUACAAGUGACUUGGGAGCUCCGAAAACGAAAGAUUCAACUUUCUCUUCGGACCACACGCACAAUCUUUUCCCUUCCUCUUCGCCACGUUCAACUCAACCUUCCAUCUCUUUCUCAUUCCACUUCUUCUCUGGGUAUAUUCCAUUGAAGAGAUUCUUAAACCCUUUAUAACUUAUCCCCUGAAGCCUUUUCGGUUUGACGACUUUUCGUGUCACGCGCACGCCUGAUUAACUAGACCUAUCGAACCUAUUCGGCAUCAUGUUCCAGCGCACUAUCCUCCGCCAGUCCCGCGCAUUCGCUGCGCAAGCUGCUCGUUCAGUUUCCACAUCUUCCUCCUCGUCGCCUGCUCUUCAGAGCCAGUUCAAUGCCUGCAGAGCGGCCUCUGCCCGUGCAGUGAACGCCAAUCUCCGUUCGAGAGGCCUGCUAUCAGCUUCCAAGGCGAGAUGCUACUCUAGCACAGCUGCAGAGAGCGAGAAGAAGGAAGAGGGCAAAAAGGAAGAGAAGACGGAAGAGGAAGAUCCUGUGAAGAAGGAGCUGGAGGCUAAGAAGAAGGAGCUGGAGGCUAAGAAGAAGGAGGCUUCGGAAUUGAAGGACCGCUAUCUCCGCUCUGUCGCCGAAUUUCAGAACCUGCAGGAGCGCACGAAGCGCGACAUUCAAGCCGCCAAGGACUUUGCCAUUCAAAAGUUCGCCAACGACCUCCUGGACACUGUGGACAAUCUGGACCGCGCCUUGGGAACUGUCCCUCUUGACAAGCUGGCUUCGAGUGAGGACGCCAAGAAGGAGAAUCAUGAGCUGCUCACUCUCCACGACGGCAUCAAAAUGACUGAGCAUAUCUUCAUCCAGACGCUCAAGAAGCACGGCCUUGAGCGCUUCGACCCGGAGAAUGAGCGCUUCGAUCCCAACCUCCACGAGGCCACUUUCAUGACCCCUAUGCCGGGUAAGGAAGAUGGCACCGUCAUGUUUACCCAGCAAAAGGGUUUCCUUUUGAACGGAAGAGUCGUCAGGCCCGCCAAGGUCGGCGUCGUCAAAAACGGAUCUACUUAAAUUCAAAAACGGCCUCCUGGAUCCGAUAUGACGGCACGUGAGCACCAGCAUGUGCCGGCCCUACCAGAAUAGAAUUUCCCAUCUCCUCUCUGCUCAGCUGGUCCUCGCGACCUUACUUUAUCCACGCAUCUUCCUCGCCAUGUCGCUUCUCCCAAUCGACGCACAAAACACCUCACGAUACAGUCUAAACUCAACCUUUUGUUCUCUUCUCUUUCGUCUACUUCAAAUAUCCGAGUCUCAUGCAAAUUACCUUAUCCUCUUUUCGCAUCUUUUCCUUACCGUUGCUGAUCAGCGACUUUUAAAGUCGGCGGCAACGACAUGUUAGGCAAGAUGGGAAU
Xylona heveae TC161 is the source of this 1538-nucleotide messenger RNA. Its product is annotated as GrpE-domain-containing protein. The transcript is spliced from 3 exons. Lineage: Eukaryota; Fungi; Ascomycota; Xylonomycetes; Xylonales; Xylonaceae. Gene Ontology annotation, cellular component: PAM complex, Tim23 associated import motor. Gene Ontology annotation, biological process: protein folding; protein import into mitochondrial matrix. Gene Ontology annotation, molecular function: adenyl-nucleotide exchange factor activity; protein homodimerization activity; protein-folding chaperone binding. The coding region runs from base 415 to 1200 and encodes 261 amino acids. The record is from RefSeq and is a predicted model, not a curated record.